UUUGGUCAGAGAUUCCCUUCUGUAGCAAUAGUGAAUGUGCAUGAUUGACAGUUUUAGUCACUGCAGCGGUUCCACUUGAAUAAAUUCUCUGUUCAACUCUACAAAAACUUCAGAAUGUCUAAACUAUUUGUUGGCGGCCUGUCAUGGCACACCACUGACGAGAGUCUCCGUGAGGGUUUCUCCCAAUUCGGUCAGGUCGAAGAAGCUAUUGUCGUUAAGGAUCGUGACACCAACCGCAGUCGCGGAUUCGGAUUUGUCCGCUUCACCACAGAGGCUGAAGCCGACGCUGCGGUGCAAGAGCUGAACAAUACGGAGUUUGACGGUCGUGUUAUCCGCGUCGACAAAGCCUCUGAACGACCUGGUCGCAACGAUGGCGGCUUCCACGGCCGUGGCGGAUACAACUCGCGCGGAGGAAACGGUGGUGGAUAUGGUGGUGGAUACAGUGGUGGCAACUGGCGCCAAAACAACGCUGAGAACUAGGCUAUGGCCCUUACCUCUAACUAAAGCGUGGACCGAAGUAUGGUGCAGCUGGACUGAUCCUUUUUGUGUUUUGUUCAAACGGAUUUCAUCGCUCAGAUAAUCUUCUCUCUCGAUAAAACUUCAUGAGACACGAAUCGCAGAAGAGGAAGUGAAAUGCAGUAUGACGGCGGAAGCAUGGUUUUGAUGAAUCACGGAUGCUCUAUCUCUGUUACUAAGAUCAUACCUUUAUUGCUCGUUUAAUAUUGAAUCUCCAUGUGACGCAGGGAAAAA
Messenger RNA from Aspergillus pseudonomiae, 750 nucleotides. Its product is annotated as RNA recognition motif domain-containing protein. Lineage: Eukaryota; Fungi; Ascomycota; Eurotiomycetes; Eurotiales; Aspergillaceae. The record is from RefSeq and is a predicted model, not a curated record. The coding region runs from base 115 to 480 and encodes 121 amino acids. The transcript has 6 exons. Gene Ontology annotation, molecular function: RNA binding.